AUUGAAAAAAUUUCAAACUCUUUGCGCAAUACAACAACAAAUUAAAGAACGCAAAUAUGCCUAACAGUAAAUCAAACAGUUGGAAGUAUGGAUUGGCUGGAGGAUUUUCUGCAUUUUCUACUCAUGCAGUAUUGGUUCCUCUUGAUGUUAUUAAAACUAGAAUUCAAAUCUAUCCACAACAAUAUCAGAAUGGUACCUUAUCAACUCUAAAAACCAUUGCAAGGAAUGAAGGUCUUGCUGCAUUAACUCUUGGUUUCUCUUCAACUGCUAUUGGUUACUUUUUACAAGGUUCAAUGAAGUUUGGUUUAUUUGAGGUGAUUAAAUCAAGCAUUAUGAAUUCAUCAUUAAUUGGUGGAAAGGAAAGAGUAAUGGGAAGAGGUGGUGAUUUAUCCUAUCUUCAAUUUCCAAUUUAUAUCACUUCUAGUGCCAUGGCUGAAGCUUGUGCUACUGUUGUUUUGUGUCCUUGGGAAGCCAUUAGAAUCAAGACAGUCAAUCAACCACUCAAAUAUGGAAAUGUUAAUGUUUUUAAGGGGCUGAAAAUGAUUGCAGUUGAAGAGGGAUUAUUGAAUGGAUAUUUUAGAGGUUUAAUCCCAAUUUUAGCCAAGCAAGUACCUUAUACAUGUGUUCAAUUGACUUGUUUCUCAUACACAACUGAAUUCUUUUACGGAAAUUUCCUUCCUAAUCGUCUUGGAAUGAAGAAACAAGAUUUGACCACUACUCAACAAUUGAAUUUGAGUGUUGGCGCUGGUAUUCUAGCAGGUAUGGUCUCAUCCCUUGCUUCACACCCAGCAGAUACUCUUCUCAGCUUGGUUAAUAAACCAGGCGAACAGAGAAAUAUUUUCCAAAUCAUGAAAGAUAUUGGGUUUAAGGGUGUUUGGAGAGGAGUGGUUCCACGUUGCUUGAUGGUGUCAUUCUUGAGUGCUGGCAUGUUUUUGGUUUAUGACAGUUCUAAAUUGGCUCUUGGUUUGCAAACUACUGGUGGUUAA
Messenger RNA from Naegleria gruberi, 986 nucleotides. RefSeq names its product mitochondrial substrate carrier domain-containing protein. The transcript has 2 exons. Gene Ontology annotation, cellular component: mitochondrial inner membrane. Gene Ontology annotation, biological process: mitochondrial phosphate ion transmembrane transport. NCBI's taxonomy places the organism in Eukaryota, Heterolobosea, Eutetramitea, Acrasida, Naegleriidae. The record is from RefSeq and is a predicted model, not a curated record. Bases 57 to 986 code for a protein of 309 amino acids. Gene Ontology annotation, molecular function: phosphate transmembrane transporter activity.